Molecule: messenger RNA, 420 nt
Organism: Sphenostylis stenocarpa
Lineage: Eukaryota; Viridiplantae; Streptophyta; Magnoliopsida; Fabales; Fabaceae
Source: the annotation of a GenBank genome assembly
AUGGCACCGGCAAAGGGUGAGAAGAAGCCCGCGGAGAAGAAGCCGACGGCUGAGAAAACUCCGGCGGAGAAGAAACCGAAGGCAGAGAAGAAGAUCUCGAAGGAGGGUGGGAGCGAUAAGAAGAAGAAGCGCGUGAAGAAAAGCGUUGAGACCUACAAGAUCUAUAUCUUCAAGGUCCUCAAGCAGGUGCAUCCGGACAUCGGCAUUUCCAGCAAGGCCAUGGGUAUCAUGAACAGUUUCAUCAAUGACAUCUUUGAGAAGCUUGCGCAGGAAGCGUCGCGUUUGGCACGGUACAACAAGAAGCCUACCAUUACCUCAAGGGAGAUCCAGACUGCCGUGCGUCUUGUGCUCCCUGGAGAAUUGGCCAAACACGCCGUUUCUGAAGGCACCAAGGCCGUCACCAAGUUCACCAGCUCUUGA